Molecule: messenger RNA, 1674 nt
Organism: Suillus bovinus
Lineage: Eukaryota; Fungi; Basidiomycota; Agaricomycetes; Boletales; Suillaceae
Product: DHHC palmitoyltransferase-domain-containing protein
Exons: 10
Coding region: 126-1493 (455 amino acids)
Biological process (GO): peptidyl-L-cysteine S-palmitoylation; protein targeting to membrane
Cellular component (GO): endoplasmic reticulum; Golgi apparatus
Molecular function (GO): protein-cysteine S-palmitoyltransferase activity
Source: RefSeq, a predicted model, not a curated record
GAAACACAUGUAGGGAUACCAAAGAUUACGUCAUCCGGAACUCCUUGUUCGAACCAACAACUGCGCAAGGGCCAAGUCCAGGAUCUUUCCAGAUUCCACCACAUCGGUUCGGUCAAAUCCUUUCCAUGUCAAGCUCGGACCGAAAAUGUUGUGGCAUCGUAGAAGAAGCACGCAGCCGACGAGCUCACAAACCCCAGCCCUGGAUUGUUCUCAAGCUCGCCGUCGGCUUCACAUUAGCUCUGAUCGCAUACACAAGCUAUGUCUACGUCGGUAUAUUCUGUAGGGAUAUGAUUGUAAAGAAUGAGAGUGCAUUGGGAAGUCUGACUAUCGGCAUCGUGUUUCUGGUAGUGUUCUCCAUCCUUCUCUUCGUGGUUUUGUGGUCGUAUUUCGCGGUCGUGACCACAUCGCCAGGGUAUCCAGCAGAAUUUUUAGAAAAGGAAGAGCUUGAGCGGCAUCUACCAGCGCAUGCGCAGCAGUCCGCUACUUUCAAUGACACUCGUGGAAUGUCUUUCGAGCUUAUGUCUCCUAAAGUCGACGUAUCUAAUCAUGCCUCGGCAUUAUCAAAUUCAGGAAAUAGUGUACCCGUGACAUCCCCCGCUGUUCCAGCAGGAACGAAGCAAGACAAGGUGUCUCAAUCGACUUUUCAUCACCAGGGCACGUCUACCCCUGGCGAAGCACACAUCGUGGACAUAUCUGAAUCUAUGCGCGUCCCCGGUCCUGCACCACACCUACACCACGAGCACUUCCACGACCCCAGCUCAGAUGCGUCUUCAGCCAUGUUCGCGCGACGGCCAUCGACGACGCCUGUCCUUGUCCCUGAGUAUCGUUUCUGUAAUAAAGACAGAAUCAUCAAGCCUCCCCGUACGCAUCAUUGCCGAGCUUGUGGCACUUGCGUUCUCAAGUAUGAUCAUCACUGUCCAUGGGUCGGGCAUUGCGUUGGAGCUUACAACCAUAAGUUUUUCGUUAAUUUCGUACAGUGGGCAUCGAUACUUUCCUUCUGGAUGUUCGCAACCGUCUUAGGUCUGAACAUCAAGGCACAGAGGAGACCCUUAGCUCCCGCCAUCAACCCACAACAUAUCGUUUUAUUGGCUCUAACAGCUCUCUUCGGCCUUUUCUGUUGCCUCAUGUUCUUGACACAAGUGCAACUGAUCAUGUUGAAUCAAACAACUGUAGAAUCCAUGGGAUUCAGAUCAAUGCAGGAGCGCGAACAGGAUAAUCUGGCGCACAUGCAUCGUUGGUAUGAAUGUGGAGCUAAGAGACGAACGCGACAACUUUGGGAUAAGGAAUGGGGCAGGAUUGGCAAAGAGGGUAACCUCUGGUGGCUAGGAAGCCGUCGAGCUAACUGGGAAAGUGUGAUGGGCAAGAACGUAUGGUGGUGGUUCUUGCCAGUCGGUCGCGGGCUCGAGGAUGGACUGAAUUUUCCCACAAACCCGAGAUUUGAUAGGCAAGGGAGAUGGAGGAGGAGGAGCGAGUGGCCUGCUGACUUACGAUGAUAUAGAUCCUUUUUUUUUUCUGCAGAUUUACGCACGCACGCACUACACACUAUGAUAUACCACACUUGCAAAAUUAUGUCUUAGGACGUCGGUUUUCUCUCGGACAUACGGGUUCUUUAUGCAGACUAGUAUCUUUUUGUUGUACAAUACAUUUCAAUGCACCCUGGUUCCCGUCCUUUCU